CCUCUCUGUCCCGAUAGCUCGUGGACCACGACAGUCAACCCAUCUCUUGAUCUCUUGAUCUCUUACACUCUUUCCGCCCGCAGUUGGGGAGUCGACGGCUUCCAGCAACUUGACCAUGACGGCCUCGACCGACGCCGAAGCGCCAUCCGUGUGGGUGCCACCACCACCCACGGGCAUCCCCGAGAACCAGCUUGACUUCUACCCCGCCCCGGAACCCAACGGCACCGGCGUCCUCGUGCUGCCUGGCGGUGGGUACUCGUUUGUGUCGACUGAACACGAGGGUUUCAAGACGACUGCCUGGCUCAACGCCCGUGGCUACGACGCCUGGAUGCUCAACUACGCCACGACCACCACCUCGCCAGCCCCUCUCUACCCGAAGCCCCAGCAACAAGCCCUCGCCGCCAUCGACACGAUCCGCAGGCAGGGCCGCGUCUCCAAGCUCGGCAUCUGGGGCUACUCGGCCGGGGGCCACCUCGCCGCCACCACCAUCACGGAUCCUAAGGGGGCAGCUAGUCUCGCCUUUGCCAUCCUCGCCUACCCCGUCAUCUCCAUGGACCCGUCCAUCACCCACGCAGGUUCCCGUGAGAACCUUAUCGGUACCGACGCCCCGGCCGAGCUGACCGCUCAGCUUUCGGCCGAGGCCAACGUGAGCCCACAGACGCCCCGGAUGUUCCUGUUCCAUACGGCCAACGAUUCGGUCGUCCCGGUCGACAACGCCAUGCUCAUGGCCGCCGCGUUGGCCAGGAACAAGGUCCCCUUCCACCUGCUCGUGCUGCCGGACGGCAAUCACGGCCUGUCCAUUCCCGAGGAGAAGGACGACCCGGCGAGGACCUGGACGACCGAGCUGGACCGCUGGUUGAAGUAUUCGGUCUGAACAGGUUCCGAAUGAGAGAGUUGCGGACUGCCCACACAGGAGCAAGCCGUGGCCAUUGUGAAUGACGCUCUUGCGACUUCUAUUAGUAGAGAUGUAGACCAAUAAACGUCACAUGGACUUAUCUACAGCCAA
Messenger RNA from Microdochium trichocladiopsis, 1006 nucleotides. Its product is annotated as Alpha/Beta hydrolase protein. The record is from RefSeq and is a predicted model, not a curated record. Lineage: Eukaryota; Fungi; Ascomycota; Sordariomycetes; Xylariales; Microdochiaceae. Gene Ontology annotation, molecular function: serine-type peptidase activity. The coding region runs from base 116 to 874 and encodes 252 amino acids. Gene Ontology annotation, biological process: proteolysis. The transcript has a single exon.